Messenger RNA from Siniperca chuatsi (mandarin fish), 1962 nucleotides. RefSeq names its product zinc finger and SCAN domain-containing protein 31-like. The record is from RefSeq and is a predicted model, not a curated record. Gene Ontology annotation, molecular function: RNA polymerase II cis-regulatory region sequence-specific DNA binding; DNA-binding transcription factor activity, RNA polymerase II-specific. The transcript is spliced from 2 exons. Gene Ontology annotation, biological process: regulation of transcription by RNA polymerase II. Lineage: Eukaryota; Metazoa; Chordata; Actinopteri; Centrarchiformes; Sinipercidae. The coding region runs from base 109 to 1167 and encodes 352 amino acids.
AACUUUAUGAAGAAGAAAAAAAAGGUAAACUGACGACAUAUCAGCUGUUGGAUGAGGAUGGUAUAACAGGAGACUCAAACUGUAGCAUUUCCUCAGUUGUAAGCAACAAUGUCUUCAGUUGAGUGUUUGAGAGAGUUUGUCAACGAGCGACUAACUGCUGCUGCUGAAGAAAUAUUCGGAAUCUUUGAAAAAACUAUCGUCGAGUACGAGGAAGAGAUCGAUCGUCAGCGCAGACUGCUGGAUAGCUUUUGGAAACCCGAAAUAAAGUUACACAGGAUAGAGCUCCCACAGCAACAUGUCAGUACGGAGGAGGAGGUUCUGGCUGACCAGCAGCUCUGUAUUCAGGAGAGGAACUCCAGUCUGGACCAAGAGGACCCAGAGCCUCCACAGAUUAAAGAGGAACAGGAGGAACUCUGCACCAGUCAGGAGGGAGAGCAGCUUGUACUGAAGCAGGAGACUGAUGCCUUUAUGUUGACUCCUACUUAUGAGGAAAGUGACCACAAUGAAGAUCAGACUCUGUAUUUGAAUGAUGAUUUGACUCAGAAUGCAGCUGAGAAGGAGCCUAUUGUCAACAUAUCAGUUAAAAGCUCUGUGGUACCAGAACCAAACAGUGACCAGCAGCUCCUCUCUCACAACUGUCAUAAAGCUGAGAGCCAAGAUCACAAAGGAAGCAAGCACGAAGACUCAGGAUCAACUAGAGAUGCAGAGCCAGAACUACAGAAGAGACAGCACAAAAGAAAAAGUAACAGUAACAAUGUAUGUAAGAUUCACUUGAAUACUUGUAAAAAGUCUUUCAAAUGUGACACUUGUGGGAAAGAUUUUAAGGAUAAGUCCAAAUUGGAUAGACACCUGAGAAUUCACACAGGUGAGAAGCCAUAUUUUUGCAACACAUGUGGGAAUCGAUUUAGUGACCUGUCCAUACUGAGAAGGCAUAUAACAAUCCACACAGGUGAAAGGCCGUAUUCUUGCAAAACAUGUGGGAAAAAUUUCAGACUUAAGAGUGACUUGAAAGUCCACCUGAGGACCCACACAGGUGAAAAGCCGUAUAACUGCAACACCUGUGGGAAAAGAUACUGUCGGAUGCCAGACUUGAAAAAGCACGUAAGAAUUCAUACAAGUGAGAAGCAGUGUACUUGCAAAACACAGGAGAGCUCUGUGGAGACUUGACAGUCCACAUGAGAAGAGCCUACACUGAGAAGCCACAUUACUGCAUCACUUGUGGGAAAAGAUUCUUCCAUGUGUCUCAAUUGGCAAGGCAUAUAAGGUUGCAUACAGGCAAGUAGCCUUCUACUUGCAAAUGUGGGAGAGGACUCAGUUGUAGUGCUUCAUGGACAAAACACACCCUAUCCCACACAAGUGAAGGGAAAUGUUUUUCUCAAAUCAUAUACCUGGAAAAAUCUCAAACAGGAGAAACCAUUGAGCUGAAACUCCCGUGGAGAAGAGGUUUCAAUAUCUUAGUGUAAUGAAGUGGUACAUUUUCAACAAUGACAUCAAGGUUUGUUAAACUAACUUUUUUUAUUUUCCUUCAUAUGACUGUAUUACUCACAUUAUUGUUAGCAACAGUAUUUCUUUGAAACAAUCAUAAUCUCCCAAAUCUUUGAAAAAUCAUUGUUGAACAGUGAGUUCAUAGUUGACAAAUGUUUGACCUGUAAAGUUAAUAUUAUUUAUUUAUUUUUUGUGUACAAUACCUCAGUUAUAUGAGUGGAUUGUGAACUCUGAUCUCGAAGCAGAGAAGCCCUCUCUCUAAUGGUGUUGGGUCACUUAUGUUGUCAUCCUGCCAACUGAUCUUUUUUUGUCUGCAACAUGUCAUUUAAUUUUAUAUGUGUAUGUAUUUCGUAAUUGCAUCAAAAUGAUAUGGUUUUUGUUGUUGUGGUUGAUGUAACACAAAAACACAAAUUUUAGCUGUGUACUACAUGGUGUUCUCAAAGAAUUUUGUGAACAUUAAAAAUCUAUUUUUUAAAA